Messenger RNA from Magnolia sinica, 516 nucleotides. Its product is annotated as secreted RxLR effector protein 161-like. Bases 1 to 516 code for a protein of 171 amino acids. The record is from RefSeq and is a predicted model, not a curated record. Lineage: Eukaryota; Viridiplantae; Streptophyta; Magnoliopsida; Magnoliales; Magnoliaceae. The transcript has a single exon.
AUGAAAGAUUGCAAUCCCAGUUGUACACCAGCAGAAACGGGGUUGAAGCUUACCAAAGAUUCCCAAGGAAAAAGGGUUGAUGAUACACUUUACAAGCAAAUGGUGGGAAGCUUAAUGUAUUUAAACGCAACGAGACCAGACAUAAUGCAUGCCGUAAGUCUCAUCAACAGAUUCAUGGAUUGUUUAAAGGAGAUGCAUCUCUUAGCUACAAAACGGAUAUUCAGAUAUUUGCAGGGAACAACUGAUUAUGGGAUCCUGUAUAAGAAAGGAGAAAAAUCAGAGUUAUUUGGCUUUACGGAUAGCGAUUGCGCUGGAGAUCUAGAUGAUAAAAAAAGCACAUCUGGUUACGUCUUCAUGAUGGGGUUAGGAGCAAUAUCAUGGUCAUUGAAGAAGCAAUCAAUCAUCACUUUAUCAACAACUGAAGCCGAAUUCGUGUGCUUGUCAAGCUGUUUGGUUGCGGGAGAUUCUUGUAGCACUUCACUUCAAACAAAAGGGAACUACAACCAUUUUUUGUGA